GCUCAUCCACCAUGCACGGUGAGCCUGAAGAGAUGAGCCAGAAUCCUGCACUAAACUGAGUGAUCACAGAAAAGUCGUUUCUCUUCUUUGACUUCGUCUCAUUAAGAUGUGUGACCUUCAGGACCACGCAGGUUUGUGCAGACACCUCGGUGAGACUCGCAGAGACCUUAGAGAUGAACCUGCAGCCGGAGAGGAGCUCCACCGACGAGCAUCUGAUGAGAUUUCAACACCUGCGAUUAAGCUUCAACGUGCAGGUGAGUUAUCUGUUAUUGACUGAAAACUUCCGGUCCGUGGACUGAAUCUUUUCCUCCCACACUGCGAGAUUCAGUUAAAAUAACUAAAGACAAAAAUAUAUGUGUGUUUACAUUCGAUGAAGGCUCUUUAGUGAGAUUCAGAGUUCAGGACUGAAGACCUCUGACCGUGCUCCCUGACAUGGACUGAAUUUUACCACUAGGGGGCGCUGAGGUGAGUGGUUUUGGACGGUCAGUAAAUGGACUGUGGAGCAGUAUCCAUCUCCACCUUUCUCUCACCUGUUAGCAGCGCUGUUCUCUGAAUAAAUACUGAUGAUCAUCAUUUAAAGAGGAUUUUAUUUCAAUGACAUUUUUGGAAAAUCAGAACAGAUCUGAACUUUUGAUUGACAAUAUUAGGAUUAUUUAAAAUAAAAUAAGACAGCCUUCUCUCUGAACUCAUGUUUCUGAUAAAAGUGGGAUGUUGCUACAGUUUCUCACCAAAGCAUUGAGGGCUAUACUCCUUUUGUUGUCUAAAAUAACUUUCGCUCUGGUUUCACUGUUUUUGUUUUUUCACUUUUUGUUUUUUUUAACCGUUAUGCUAGUCAGCGAGUUGUAUUAUGAAUUUCCGGGUAACACUUUACAAUAGCCAUAAUUUAUAAAUGGUAAAUAGAUCGUUUAUUAAUGUAAGUUAAUAGUUACUUUUACAUAAACAAGCAAUGAAAUUAUGAUUAAUAAUUUUCAUUAAUUAUUAAGUGACUAUUUAUCAAAGGUUUAUAAAAGGUUUAGGUUUUGGUUGUAAAACAUCUAGAUUAAAAUGUGUGCCAUUAGCAUUUUGUAAAAGGUUAAUAUUUAGUUUUUAAACCACCUAUAAACAUCACUUAGAUGGUUAUUGUAAAGUUAGGGUUAGGUUUUUAAAAUGGUAAAAAUUUCCAUUUUAUAUAUAUAUUUUUACAAGCAAUUUAUUUAUAAUCUAUAUGCUAUUUAUAAAUGAUGAUUAAACAUUAUUGAACUAUCUGCCCACCAUUUAUAAAUGGCCUAUUUACCAUUUAUAAGUUAUGGUUAUUGUAAAGUAUUACCAAUUUCCAUUCAAACAACAAGCAAAAAAGUUGCCUCUAUUUAUCUCUACUUGAAUUAUUAACUCACACUUUACUUCGAUGCUUUUUUCUGAUUCAGUUUUUUGCUCUUUUUUUAUUUAUGUAUUUUUGUAGUGGUCUCUGCUCAUGACCAGCAGCUGUCAGUGAUUAAACAAGAGCCUCCUGAGAAUCAGGAGUGGAUCCCCAAUCUUGACCAGGAAGACACAAAGAAGCCUCCCUACAUUAAAGAGGAAGAGGGACUGGAGAGCAGUCAUAAGAGGGAACAGCUUCAAGAACAGGAUGAGGCUGAUACCGCCGUGUUCCCAGUGAUUCCUGUCCUAAUGAUGAGUGAAGACAAUGAAGAGAAGCCUCAGUACUCAAAGCUACAUCUAAGUAAAUCAGAAAAGGUGGAAAUAGUAGUUAAAAGAGCAGAACAAGAAUCUGCCGCAAACUUAGAUCAAGAAAAGCAUCUGCCACCGGAGAUUGAGGUCAAGAUUGAGGAUUCUUCUGAACUUGAGACUGAAGAUAGUGAUGCUGAUUGGCGUGAGACUGAAGAUCAUCCACCAGGUUCAAUAUCACUGCUAUACAUUGAAGAUAAGAGACCAGUAACAAACGGGAGACCUUUUUGCUGCCUCCAGUGUAGUAAAACAUUCAAAAGAAACGCACAUUUAACUGAGCACAUGAUGAUUCACACAGGAGAGAAACCACACAGCUGUUCCGAGUGUAAUAAAAGCUUUAACUGUAAAGGAAAUCUAACCCAACAUAUGUUGGUUCACACAGGAGAGAAACCUUAUGGUUGCUCUAAGUGUGGUAAAAGAUUUACUCAAAAAGGAAGUCUGACCACACAUAUGAGAACGCACACAGGAGAGAAACCCUUCAGCUGCUCUGAGUGUCAGAAAAGCUUCUAUUGUAAAGGAAAUCUGACCCAACAUAUGCUGGUUCACACAAGGGAGAAACCGUUCUGCUGCUCUGUGUGUGCAGAAAGAUUUACUCAAAAAGCACAUCUCACCCAACACAUGAAAGUUCACAGAGGAGAGAAACCGUUCAGCUGUAAAAGCUUUACCUUAAAAGGAAACAUGAUCAGACACAUGUCGAGCCACAGAGAAAAGAAACUACAUCAGUGCUGUGUGUGUGAGAAGAGAUACAAAAGAAGGAUUUGUCUGACUAAACAUCUGAAAAUUCACACGAGAGAGAGAGAGACAGUUUCGCUCACCUGAGUCAUGUCAAACCUUAAUGUAGGAAACCCGUCAGGUCUCCUGUCACGUCACACACGUCUUACACUCUCUGCGAAAAACAAUCAACAAGGAUCCACUUAUCAUGAGAUGACAACACACCAGUAAAGUGAUCAUUAAAGUGACAGAACGACAAAACUAAAGAUACCCUGAAUGCUUGUAUACUCUGUGGUUAAAGGAAAUAUUUCAUUCUAUUCAUUUGAUGUCGUUUUUACUGAGUUGAAACAUUAUUGGGUUUUUGUGUGUUUUAAGUAAAUUAUCUAUUAUCUUAUUUCAACUUACUGUCCUUUUAGCUUUUGUUUUACUUAUAAUCUUUUCUGAUUUUACCUUUUAGGCCUUUUAUUGAUUUUUCCUGCUCAUUUUUGUUAUUCCAUUUUAUUAUUAAUAUUACCAUCAUUAUUUUUUUAUUAUAAUUAUUAAUAUCUUCCUCCUAUAUUUCCUGCUUCCUACCCCCCUUUUUAUUACAUUUCUUCUUCUUACCUAUUUUAUGUUUUUAUUUUGGUCCUCAUGGUCUCAUUUUAUGUUAUUGGGUUCUUGUAUCGUCUGGGUUUCUUAUGAGAAAUGAAAUUAGCCUUCAAUUCAGAGGCCUUGUAUUUAACUGAGCUUUUGUUUUUAUUUGUUUUUAUUUCCAUGUGCUUCACAACUGUUUGUCAAAGCCCUUUGUUAACUUCUGUUUUUUUAAAGUACUAUAAAAAUAAAUUAUUAUUAUUAUUAUUAUCA
Molecule: messenger RNA, 3255 nt
Organism: Xyrichtys novacula (pearly razorfish)
Lineage: Eukaryota; Metazoa; Chordata; Actinopteri; Labriformes; Labridae
Source: the annotation of a GenBank genome assembly